UUGAACCAUUUGAAACAUUCACUGUGUUGAUAAUGAGAUUUUUCAUUCACUUUUUAUGCUGUUCUUGACACCGCUAGUUUUCUGCAUUCAGGCGUGCUCAGGAAGAAGAGUCGGAAGUAAUGGGUCUAAAGUUCAAUGCUUUACUUAUUACACCUGUGCAAAGAAUACCAAGGUACAAGUUAUUACUUGAAGAUCUUCUAGAGAACACCCCACCUGAAGAUGAUGAUUAUAAAGCAUUAAAAGAUGCAGCGAUAAUGAUAGCUGGGGUUGCUGCACAUAUCAACGAACACAUAAAGGAGCAUGACAACUUCCAGAAGAUGCUGGCAAUACAGAACAAUUUGACAGGGAACACGGCUCCCAGGAUUGUUGCUCCUGGAAGAAGAUUCAUCAAAGAUGGCAUGUUAAAAAAGGUUUCAAGGACAGGUGGCUCAUCCCAUGAGCGUAUGUUCUUCCUGUUUUCAGACAUGUUGCUGUAUGCCAAACCUGUCAACUCCAAGUACGUGUGCUGCUGUGUGUUUCCCCUCCACCACUGCUAUGUGGAGAGAAUGCUGGGGGAUUUGUUUAAGGUGACAUGCAAGAAUGAGAGUGUGUUGUUGUUCUCGGAAGACAAGAAGACAGUGAGUUCCUGGAUAACAGCUCUAGAAGAGGCAAUAGGAGUAAACAAGGAGUGUAGGCAGACCCUGAGAAAGGAGAGCAGUGCCAAGCAACCAAUGAGGAGGACGGGGUUUCUGAGGAUGAAGAAACAGGAAAAGAGAAAAUUAUCAGAUGAUAAAAAGGAAAAUGGAAAAGGCAGUAAAAAAGGUUCAGGGGCUGCGGUUCCUGUGAAGGCACAACUCAAACAGCUCCUAGAACAGAACAUGUCUUGUAUAACUCCAAGGAGGAAGAGAAGGAAAUUGCUCAGCAGUACCAGUAGCAACGAUGGCUGUGAUGUCCCCAGUAGUCCAGAGAGUUGUGAAAACACAUCACCUAAUAUUGAUGCUUUUGAUAUGGAUGACUCUUAUCAAACAGACCUAAAGCAGCAGCCCCAAGAACUAUCUGUCAUCAAAGAACAACUGGAAGAAGAAAACAGCUAUGAUAAUGAAGACCAGGAAGAGGACUAUGACAAAGGAAAUAUUUUCAUGACUUCUGCUGAAAUGGAUGCUUUUGUGACUUCUGAGAUAGAUUUGUCAUCUGAGAGUGAACCUUGUUCCUCAGCAGAUACCUCUGAUCAGCAGCAGAUGAUAUCUAGUAGUGGCAGUGGACAGGAGAGCUCAACGGAAAUUUAUUACACGAGUCAUGGUGCUAAUCUCAGGAAUUCAUCAGUUCAUCCACCAGGUCUAAAGAGAAACAACUCAUCAUGUGUCAUUUCCUAGGUUACACAAGGGACCAGCUUAAUGUGACUGUUGCUCAGUGUUUUACAUAAAGAUACACUUUGAAUGAGAAAUUAUCAUUUUAAUGCAUAUAUCUGUUUCUGUUACUUUGUUUUAUGAACCAGAAAUUUUAUUUACACUAUAUAUUCUUUAUAACAUAACUUAUUAUUAAUUGCUAGUUGCAAGUUGACUGUGAUGUUAAGCAACUGCAUUUAAAUGGACAUUAAUUUACAAGGUUUUCUUUGUUAAAAAAAGGGUUUUACAGUAUUUGGGUUUACAUUACAAAUAAAAUCAAAUAAAGGCACAUAGCUUUUAAAUACUAACAAGCACAGCUUAUGUACCUGUCUUAAUAAAGAGCCUGUCUCACUGGGUUGUGUGUCAUGAAUAAUUACUAUUUUAUGUGAAUAAUUAUAUGCAUCUUUGAUUUAGAGGUAACCGAAUAAAAAACUUUAUAUUGCUA
Molecule: messenger RNA, 1809 nt
Organism: Lingula anatina
Lineage: Eukaryota; Metazoa; Brachiopoda; Lingulata; Lingulida; Lingulidae
Product: rho guanine nucleotide exchange factor 39
Cellular component (GO): cytoplasm
Molecular function (GO): guanyl-nucleotide exchange factor activity
Source: RefSeq, a predicted model, not a curated record